GCUGGCAUCGAGGGGGCCCCGUCAACUUCGAGUUCGCGGCGGGCAGCGGUGCUUCUACGGGAAGCGCCCGGAGCGCGGCCAUCACAGUUGAAUUCUCGUUCAUCAAGGCGGCCAGGGCCAGGGCGAUCAAGGGCGGCAUCUGCGAGGCGAUCUUCAUGAGGCAGUCGGGGAGGUUCAACAGCCAGGCGAAAGGCAGGGCCGAGAGGGCCACGCGGACGGCGAGGAAGCAGGCGAGGACGCUGAUGCUGCAGGUCAGUAAGAAACUGGGCCACAAACUCGAGCCCGAGCCAUCGUGCCCCACGCGGCUGCCGGGACACGCGGCGUGGCUCUACAACCGUUGCGCGGCCGGGGCGGACGCCGACCUCGCGCCCUACGAGAAGACCCGCGUGCUCAAGCGCCAGGAGCCGAUCAUGACAGUCGGCGAGGCGGUGAUUUGCAGGCGGCCAGGAGCGCGGUUCAAAAGGUUGGAGCUCUCGUGGCUGGAGGGCAUCUGCUUGGGGCGCGACGGGAGGGCGGGCGAGCGCCCGAUCGGAACGCUGGCGCGAGCGCGCAGGUCAAGGGCGGUGAAGAGGAAGGUGGAGAGCCGACGCUGGGGAGUGGAGCUGCUCGACGAGAUGAAGUGGACACCCCGGGGGCCGACGCCGAUGCCGAGAGGACUCCCAAACGAGAGCGUGAAGGAGGCGAAAGGGGGCGAAGGCAAGAAGUCCAGGGCCGCCGCCAUCAACGCGGUCAAUGUGGUCAGGGAGAUGUGCGAGGAGCCAGUGGUGGGGGACGAGGAGACGCACACGCUGGCGGGCGAUUUCACGAAGGCCAGGCCAGGGCACGUGGAGAAGAUCGCAGGCGAUGGGAAGCAGAUCGUGAUGGUGAUCCCGAUUAUCGAGACGACGUCCAAGGUCCUGACUGGGAAGUGGAUCGGCGCCGACCAGGCGGGCGGCAGCAAGAAGAGUCGAUGGGCCACGAGGGGCCUCGAGCAGCAGGUGCACGGGCACGGGGACUUCGCGGCCGCGACCCCCUCACUUCUACGCCUGAAGGCGAUGCUGGUCAACGCGGAGAUGCGCGACCACGCGGACCGCAUCUUCCUGGAGCCGCCACCAGAAGCUGGUCGCGGCGACGGAUGUCUCUUCAUGAAGCUGAGGAACAAGGCGAGGGCAGGAGGGCGCGCUGACGACUUCCCGAUCACGGGGCCGAGCGACGAUGUCGACAUACUGUUGAAGGUGAUGGGCGACAUGCUGAAGCUGGCAGACGCGGCGAAGCUCGCCAAGAACGGGCGCCAGGCGACUUUCCUGGGCGCGCAGGUGGAGAAGGUCGAGGGCGGCUGCGCGAUCAACGGCAAGACGUCCUUGAUAGACGACAUCCUGAAGGAGCUGGCCCUGGAGAACGCGCGGCCGUCAGUCUUGCCCGAUACCUGGAACGAGGUGGCGAUGAAGAACGACGAGGUGAAACAGGACGCGGCCGGUCAUGGCCGCCGCAG
This is a messenger RNA of Prorocentrum cordatum, 1471 nucleotides long. Lineage: Eukaryota; Dinophyceae; Prorocentrales; Prorocentraceae. The record is from the annotation of a GenBank genome assembly.